This is a messenger RNA of Prionailurus viverrinus (fishing cat), 1095 nucleotides long. It is a transcript of the gene CAVIN3, whose product is annotated as caveolae associated protein 3. The coding region runs from base 89 to 874 and encodes 261 amino acids. The record is from RefSeq and is a predicted model, not a curated record. The transcript is spliced from 2 exons. NCBI's taxonomy places the organism in Eukaryota, Metazoa, Chordata, Mammalia, Carnivora, Felidae. Gene Ontology annotation, cellular component: cytoplasm; caveola. Gene Ontology annotation, molecular function: protein kinase C binding.
CUGGAGCUGGGGAGGAGCCGGGAAAGGAGGCCCCAGCCCAGAGUGCAGCCAGCGGCCGCAGGGAGAGCAGGCAGGGAGGCCGGAGAUCAUGGGGGAGAGCGCGCUGGAGCCGGGGCCUGUGCCCGCAGCGCCGGCGAGGGGCCCGGUGCACGCCGUGACGGUGGUGACGCUGCUGGAGAAGCUGGCCACCAUGCUGGAGGCGCUGCGGGAGCGGCAGGGGGGCCUGGCUCGGAGGCAGGGAGGCCUGGCGGGCUCUGUGCGCCGCAUCCAGAGCGGGCUGGGGGCGCUGAGCCGCAGCCACGACACCACGAGCAACACGCUGGCACAGCUGCUGGCCAAGGCGGAGCGCGUGGGCUCGCACGCGGACGCCGCCCAGGAGCGCGCCGUGCGCCGCGCCGCCCAGGUGCAGCGGCUGGAGGCCAACCACGGGCUGCUGGUGGCGCGCGGGAAGCUCCACGUCUUGCUCUUCAAGGAGGAGGCUGAAAUCCCAGCCAGCGCCUUCCAGAAGGCGCCAGAGCCCUUAGGCCCGGCAGACCAGCCCCAGCCUGGCCCAGAGCAGCCGGAGGCCGAAGUUGAGGAGAGCUCAGACGAGGAGCCUGUGGAGUCCAGGGCCCGGCGGCUUCGGCGCAGCGGGUUGCAGAAGGUACAGAGCUUGCGAAGGGCCCUCUCUGGUCGGAAAGGCCCCGCAGCACCAACGCCCACGCCAGUCAAGCCACCUCGCCUAGGCCCUGGCCGGAGGGCUGAUGGCCAGCCAGAAGCCCGGCCUGCCCUGGAGCCCAAGUUGGAGCCUGAACCUCCACAGGACACCGAGGAAGAUCCCGGGAAAUCUGGGGCUGCUGAAGCCGCGGUGCUCCAAGUAGAGAGUGCGGCCUGAGGGCUGGUGCUGUCUGCUUCUCUUGUGCCUAUGCCUAGUCCCCAAAUAAAUCUCCCUCUCCCAAUGCAGCAUUCACGCCCAAAUAAGGAGUGAAUCCUGCACCCAUAGCCCAGCUCUGGCCUUCCCUUCCCAGUGCCUUCAGUUUAGCCUGCAUCCUCUAAAAGAGAAGCAGCUGCCCACACCUGCUUGCACUCCCCUUCAAUAAAAGUAAUGUCACCUAA